AUGUCGAUGAUCACAAAUAGAAAAAGACCCAGAGGGUUUGCUAACUCCAAUCAUCACGAAAGCGCUCUCCUCGAAGAAGAUGAGUGUGACGACAUGUACGGAGAAAUAGAUGACAUAUUCGAAGAUGACAACAAUGACAUCACUAUUUUGGAAGAACGCAAAUUGAAAUCAAGCGUUUCUCGCGGAAGACGCUGGAGAAACAACUCCGACUCUUUUUUGCUUCUAGAAAAAGAUGUUUGGGAGGCGUAUAAUAUGUUCAAUGUCAACAAUUUAGACGUGGCAGAGCAUCAUCUACCUCCGAGCACCGGCAUGAAAAAACAGCGCACCAAUUCACUUCCUCAGUUACCCCAAGUGAAGUGCAUGUAUGAGAAAAUCCCAACCAAUUAUAUUCUUCAGCACCCCAAGGUGGGUAACGUUAAGACGCACGUGGUGCCUCAUAAACUCAAUCUCCCACCAUGUGACGAUGAAGAUGGCCACUAUGUUAUCAAGAUUAACGAUGUCUUUGCAAACAGAUUCGUGAUUCAAAAAUUGUUGGGACAGGGUACGUUUGGAAAGGUUGUCGCAUGCUAUGACAAGAUCAAUAGAGAAACUGUGGCAAUUAAAAUCAUACGAAAUAUCCCCAAAUAUAGGGAUGCCGCAAAAAUUGAACUACGGGUUUUAACUACCCUCAAAAAGUUCGACAAUGAGAAUAGAAAUCACUGCAUUCAUCUACGAGAGUGCUUGGACUUCAGAGGCCAUAUCAGUAUUGUCACUGACUUGUUGAAAAUUUCGUUGUAUGACUUUUUGGAAAAUAACAAAUUCAUACCUUACCCGGGAUCCCAUAUUCAAGCAAUUUCAAAACAGCUCAUCCGAUCAGUCACAUUCUUUCAUGAUUUAAACCUAAUUCAUACAGAUCUCAAACCUGAGAAUAUCUUGUUGCACGACGAUUCUUACCAGAGAAAGCUUCUAGGAAGCAGCACGACGAUUUCAAGUUUCUUGAGGCUCAACACUGCAAACGAGAAGCGUCGCACCGACAGAGUACCAAAAUUUCUGAGAAUCCUCAAUAACCCACUCAUACAGAUCAUUGAUUUUGGCUCCGCAAUCUUCAACGACGAAUAUCAUUCCUCUGUUGUUUGCACGCGUCAUUAUCGUGCACCUGAGAUUGUCUUGGGAACAGGCUGGUCCUUUCCUUGUGAUAUGUGGUCUGUGGGUUGUAUUUUGGUGGAACUUGUGAUUGGAGAGCCUGUGUUUCGGACGCAUGAUAAUUUGGAACAUCUUGCAAUGAUUGAGAAAGUUGUGGGAGAGAGUAUUUGCGAGAAUAUGGUCAGGCUUUCAAAAGAAAAGGAGAAUGAAUGCGGUAUAAAAUAUUUCACCGCUGACUCACAUACACGAAAGUCACACCAGAUCGAGGAUUUGGAAAACGACGACUGCUAUAUUGACGAUGACUACAUGGACGAUAACCUGCUCAAAUUGAGAUUUCCCACGCCAUCAACGCCUGACAAAUUCGUGAAGAGCGUUGAUCAGCUUUCUCGUAUUGAUUUAUUUGUCAGCGAAAGGAUUGGACUCAAGAUUAAUUUCGACUAUUCGUUGAGCACAAACUAUCAGAACAACCAACAUUUGAUAAACUUUGGUAACUUCACAUUUUGGUGGUUCUUCAUUGAUCUUUUAAAGAAGUUGUUUGUCAUCGAUCCUGAUUCGAGGAUGACUGCCCGCGAAGCGCUUGAACAUCCGUGGUUCAAUUUGGGUAUAGAAGAUGAGGGAACAACAUAA
Molecule: messenger RNA, 1749 nt
Organism: Metschnikowia bicuspidata var. bicuspidata NRRL YB-4993
Lineage: Eukaryota; Fungi; Ascomycota; Pichiomycetes; Serinales; Metschnikowiaceae
Gene: KNS1
Product: serine/threonine protein kinase
Exons: 2
Coding region: 1-1749 (582 amino acids)
Biological process (GO): protein phosphorylation
Cellular component (GO): nucleus
Molecular function (GO): ATP binding; protein kinase activity
Source: RefSeq, a predicted model, not a curated record